AUGGUGGUUAUACCCAGGCCAGUACAGAGCUUGUUUGAGGCCCAGGGUAGGAAUCUUGCUCUUGGCAUGAUAGUCAUUUUUGAUGAUCCUCUCCCCAUUCCUCAUAACUUUUACCAGCCGGGUGACCUCAUCAUUGGGGGUAUUGUUUCCCAGGUCUUCUUCAACUACAAUAAUCAGUCGUUUAAGGAAGAGCCGAGACAGAUCUUGAUUGAUGAAGCAAUGUGUCACAACCAGAAUAAUCUGAUAGCCGUCAUUGGAGCAUGUUUCUCUGAGAUCUCUACUAAUAUAGCUGUCAUUUCAGCAAGCAGAAAGACUCCACAGCUCACUUAUGGAACACUUUUGCCAUCAUGGGAUGAGAGAAUAAUUUUACCUUUUUUGUCCCAUAUGGUCCCAAAUGAAGCCCACCAGUACAUGGGAGCUGUCCGGUUAUUUCAGCAUUUUGGAUGGACAUGGGUUGGGCUCUUGGUUAUAGAUACUGACAAAGGGGAACGAUUCUUACAGACAAUAGUGCCCAUGCUUUCUCAGAAUGGCAUCUGUUAUGCCUUCAUCAUAAGAUUGCCCAAAUGGAAUUAUGUGGAUGAGUUGAUGCAAUUGCUUGUACAGCGCUGGGAAACUUAUGGAAUUACUACUCAGGAAAACACUAAUGUAUUAUUUGUAUAUGGAGAAAAUCCAUCCUUUCAAGUUUUGAGAAUAUUGCUGUUUCUACGACCAAUUAUGGAAUCCCCUCCUCUGGGGAAAGUAUGGAUUAUUACAUCCCACUGGGAUUUCACAUCACUGUCAGUUCAAAAGACAUGGGACAUGCAAACUUUCCAUGGUUCCAUAUCCUUCACUGCUCACUCCAAUCAGCCACCAGGUUUCCAAAAUUUCAUUCAGAAGAUAGGACCUUCCUGGGCAAAAGGAGAUGGUUUUAUCCAGGACUUCUGGGAACAGGCAUUCAGCUGUACAUUAAGAAUGUAUAAGGGGCCAGGAGAGGAGGAGAUCUGUACUGGAGAAGAGAAACUGGACAGCAUUUCUGGAAUUUUGUUUGAAAUGAACAUGACAGGCCACAGCUAUAGUGUCUACAAUGCUGUCUAUGUUGUGGCACAUGCUUUGAAUGCCAUAUUUGAAUCUAUCUCCAAACACAGAAGAAAAGUAGACACCAGGAGAAUGUUAUUUCAGGAUGUGCAACUAUGGCAGAUCCAUCAAUUUUUAAGGCAUACCAUAUUCAAUAACAGUGUUGGAGAAACUGUGUGCUUUGAUGAAAAUGGGGAACUAGAUACUGUUUUUGAUGUUACAAAUUGGAUAAUGUUCCACAAUGGUUCAGUGGUUAGAGCAAAAGUUGGAAAACUGGAACCUCAGGCUGCUCCCGGCAAAGAGUUAACCAUUGAUGAUGACCAAAUUGUAUGGCAUCAACACUUUAAUCAGGUGCUACCCUUUUCUAUAUGUAAUAAGAACUGCUAUCCUGGCUUCAAUAGGAGAAAGAAGGAGGGAGCGAAAUUUUGCUGCUAUGAUUGUGUUCCGUGUCCAGAAGGGAUGUUCUCUAACCAAAAGGACAUGGAUGGCUGUGUCAAAUGUCCAGAAGACAAGUAUCCCAACAAGGACCAAACUGACUGUAUUCCCAAGUUUCUAAGCUACCUCUCUUACAAAGAAGAUUUAGGGAUUGCCUUAGCUAGCUUGGCUAUUUCUUUCUCUUUCAUCACAAUUUCAGUGCUCUUAAUUUUUAUUAAGCACAGGGAAACCCCCAUAGUCAAGGCCAACAAUAGGACUCUCACCUACAUCCUCCUCAUCUCUCUCCUCCUUUGCUUCCUCUGCUCUUUUCUGUUCAUUGGGAAUCCUGGAAGAGUGACCUGCCUUCUACAACAAACUGCUUUUGGCAUUGUUUUCUCCAUGGCUCUUUCCUCUGUGUUGGCAAAGACAAUCACUGUAGUUCUGGCAUUCAUGGCAACCAAACCAGAGGCCAAUAUGAGGAAAUGGGUAGGGAAAGGUGUAGCAAAUUCUAUUGUCCUUUGUUGUUCAUUCGCUCAGGCUGCUAUUUGCACUCUUUGGUUAAGUACUUUCCCUCCAUUCCCUGAUACAGACAUGCAGUCAUUGCAUGGAAACAUCAUACUGCAAUGUAAUGAGGGUUCAGCUACCAUGUUUUACUGUGUCUUGGGCUAUAUGGGUUCCCUGGCCAUAAUCAGCUUCAUUGUGGCUUUUCUUGCCAGGAAGUUACCUGACAGUUUCAAUGAGGCCAAGUUCAUCACUUUCAGCAUGUUGGUGUUUUGCAGUGUGUGGUUAUCUUUUGUCCCAACCUACCAGAGCACCAAAGGAAAAUACAUGGUAGCUGUGGAGAUUUUCUCCAUCUUAUCAUCCAGUGCAGGAUUACUGGUUGGUAUCUUUUUCCCUAAAUGUUACAUCAUUGUGCUGAGGCCAGAGUUGAACAGCAGACAGCACAUUAUAAGGAAAACCAAGUGA
Molecule: messenger RNA, 2433 nt
Organism: Lacerta agilis (Sand lizard)
Lineage: Eukaryota; Metazoa; Chordata; Lepidosauria; Squamata; Lacertidae
Product: vomeronasal type-2 receptor 26-like
Exons: 7
Coding region: 1-2433 (810 amino acids)
Biological process (GO): G protein-coupled receptor signaling pathway
Cellular component (GO): membrane
Molecular function (GO): G protein-coupled receptor activity
Source: RefSeq, a predicted model, not a curated record